Sphenostylis stenocarpa is the source of this 1386-nucleotide messenger RNA. Lineage: Eukaryota; Viridiplantae; Streptophyta; Magnoliopsida; Fabales; Fabaceae. The record is from the annotation of a GenBank genome assembly.
AUGAACGGUGUAGCCUUCUCCCCCGCGGCUCUGAGUUCCCUGAUCCCUUCUUCUUCGUCUUCUUCUCUUUCUCACAGAAAAUUGAAACCCAAAGCCUCUUCACUCCACUCUCAACAAGCCUUCACCUCUGACCCCUACGUUCUGGAACUCGCAGAAACCCUCGAAGAAACCAUCCCCUCCACACCCUCCACCCCUCUCCCUCUCCACAACCUCCGCAACGCUUCCUCCCAAUCCCUCCUCUCCACCCCAUGGCCUUCCCGCCGAGACGAGCCCUUUCGCUUCACCGACCUCUCCUUCAUCCGACAAUCCCGCAUCCUCCCCCUCUCCCAUCCCACUCCCGUCAACCUCCUCACUUCCCACCUCCCUCAUGGCGUCUACGUCGGCCCCCUCUCCGCCCUUUCCUCCUCCCCCCUCCUCCACACAGUCUCCCAAUUCCUCUCCCACACCCUCCCCAACGCUGACCUCUUCUGGUCCAUCAACGGAAUCGCCGCUCCCGAUUUAACCCUCGUCUACGUCCCCGAGGGCUGCCACGUCGAUUCCCCCAUCCACUUACAAUACACUCCGCCGCAGCCUACCACCACCCACGCUUCCGACACCAUGCACCUUUCCAAUCCCAGGGCCCUCGUCGUGCUCGAGAAAGGCGCGCGUGUCGACAUAAUUGAAGAGUUUUCCUCGACGCCGGGGAACGAGAACGAGUGUUAUUGGAGUAACGCUGCUUUUGAGGCCGUCAUUGGAGAAGGUGCCAAGCUUUCGCAUUCUUACAUCCAGACUCAGUCUUUCCGUGCCGCCCACAUCAAAUGGACCUCCGUUCGCCAGGAAUCGUCUAGUACAUAUGAACUUGUAGAGGUAAGCGCUGGAGGAAAACUGGGGAGGCACAAUCUUCAUAUCCAGCAAUUGGGUCCUGAUACUGUCACGGAGUUAUCGACUUUGCACUUGUCUGUUGGUGAUCAAACGCAGGAUCUGCAUAGUACUCUUGUAUUGGACCAUCCACGUGGCUAUUCUCGUCAACUUCACAAAUGCAUUGUGACUCAUUCACAGGGACAGGCAGUUUUUGACGGAAACGUUAAGGUUAACAGGUAUGCUCAGCAGACUGAUGCAGGUCAGUUAACAAGAAGUCUUCUGCUUGAACCUCGUGCGACUGUAAAUGUUAAACCGAAUCUUCAAAUUGUGGCCGAUGAUGUCAAGUGCUCCCAUGGGGCUGCUAUAAGUGAUCUGGAAGAAAGUCAACUCCUGUAUUUCCAGGCACGUGGCAUCGACUUAAAGACUGCUAGAAGAGUUCUGACUUUUGCUUUUGGAGGCGAGGUGAUAGAUAAGUUUCCUUAUUCUUCUAUUAGAGACACAGUACGAAGCCAGAUUAAAACUUUGUUGGAUCCAUCUUCUUGUUGA